Ostrea edulis (European flat oyster) is the source of this 1583-nucleotide messenger RNA. RefSeq lists its product as uncharacterized. Gene Ontology annotation, biological process: L-alanine transport; amino acid transmembrane transport. Gene Ontology annotation, molecular function: L-proline transmembrane transporter activity; L-alanine transmembrane transporter activity. Gene Ontology annotation, cellular component: vacuolar membrane. The record is from RefSeq and is a predicted model, not a curated record. The coding region runs from base 121 to 1443 and encodes 440 amino acids. The transcript is spliced from 9 exons. Lineage: Eukaryota; Metazoa; Mollusca; Bivalvia; Ostreida; Ostreidae.
UAUUUGAUAAAGCUAAUAGUACGCAACACACUCCCAAAUACUAGUUACAUAUAUAUCUCAGAGAAAAAGCAAUCAGUUGAUGUCCAGGUGCGCUAUCUAAGUUUGAACUCAAAUGUGCGGAUGGCUGACAAUCAGGUGAGCGAUAUUGGAAGUCACGUCCAUCUGCAUGCUAAAGGUCUGUCCAUUCCGUUCGCAGCGUUCUUUAUCGUCGGAGAGAUUGCUGGAUCGGGAGUUUUAGCCCUCCCCAAAGCUAUAGAUGACUCGGGCUGGAUCGGUCUCAUCUUGCUUGUGGUAUACACACUCAUUUCAUCAUAUACCGGGGGUAUCCUAGGAGAGUCAUGGCUCAUUAUACUGGAGAAACACCCGGAGUAUAAAACUCAUUGCCCGGACCCUUACCCAACACUUGCUGAAAAGACUUUCGGGAAGAAAGGAAGAUACCUGGUCUCAUUCUCGAUUAAUUUCACCCUGUUCGGAGGGUCCACUGUGUUUCUGCUCUUGGCGUCGCAGAACAUCGAGCACCUAAUUGAGGACUGGUUUGACGUAAACGAAUCCUUUUGCAUCUGGCUCGUCAUCCUCGCAGCUGUCGUCUGCCCCCUCACGUGGUUUGGCACGCCGGUGGACUUCUGGCCAGUUGCUGUAGGAGCAACAUGCACCACUGGUGUGGCGUGUAUCAUACUUAUCAUCAAGGUUGCGAUGGACGCGGGAAGCUACAGUACGGUGCUUCACUCCAGCACAGAGUUUCAGCCAUUUUCCAUGGCAUUUGGAACACUGAUGUUUGCCAUCGGAGGCCACCCUGCAUUUCCUACAAUCCAAGCGGACAUGAAGAAACCCGGUAACUUCAAAUGGGCUGUGUUGCUAGGCUUUACGGUUGUUCUGUUCAUGUAUCUUCCUCUAACAUCCCUUGCGUACUUUGUCUACGGCAAGAACGUCCAACCAAACAUUCUCCAGAUGUCAACUGGCGUCAUCAACCAAGUGGUGGAGGUGUUGAUAACUAUCCACCUACUAAUGGCGCUUCUGAUCGUCAUUAAUCCUGUUUGCCAGGAGCUUGAAUCACUAGUCAAGGUUCCAAAACAUUUUACUUGGAAGCGAUGUAUGUUUAGAUCUAUGGUCGUAGCCAGCGUUCUUUUCGUGGCAGAAACAAUCCCAAAAUUUAACGACAUAUUAUCUCUGGUGGGUGGAUCCACCGUGACAUUGUUGGCGUAUAUAUGUCCACCACUGUUCUACCUAAAGCUAAAGUCUGUCACAAGUCAUGAAGCCAUGCUUAUGAACGACGGAAAUGUGGAAGUUGUUAGCCUUUCUGGGGAAACUGGUGGACUUCCGCUGUGGGUAAAAGUGAUGAACAUUGAAAUAAUCCUGUUGGGUGCUGUGCCCGGUAUCAUCUCUACAUACUCCGCCCUGAAGUCCAUUAUUGGCAGUGACUUCUCCAAGCCCUGUUAUGUGUGACGAUUAACGCAUUUAAUAUAAAGUUCUGUAUAUCUAAUUAUGGUCAAAUGAGAUCAUGCAGGGACAUUAGCAAUACCCAUAUAUCAUUCAGUCGAACACACUUAUUGUUAAUCUGUGAUAAUUAAAACAAUCAAAUAAUA